Oldenlandia corymbosa var. corymbosa is the source of this 1736-nucleotide messenger RNA. Lineage: Eukaryota; Viridiplantae; Streptophyta; Magnoliopsida; Gentianales; Rubiaceae. The record is from the annotation of a GenBank genome assembly.
CUCGAUUUCAAAACUAUGGAGGGAAAACGAACCCGGCCCCCGGCCCUAAAGAAAGAAUUGGAAGAGCAAACUAGCAAAGCACAGGCUGAAGCUCAACAACUUCGACAAGCUAUUGGAAGCAAAAGAAUUUUUUAUUUAUUGUCGAAGACAAGAUAGAGAAGAAGUAAGAAGUAAGAACGACCAGGAAUAUGCUCAAUCAAUGUCGUUCCAGGAGCCGCCAUCUUCAAAAUUGAAUCGUUGAAUCACCGCCGCUAAUCACCACCGCAGCGAGAAGAGGAAAAGGGGCUCUGAAGAACGAAGCAGCACGAAAAUUACAGGUAUCUGACAUUAGCUAUUUAUUUUUUUGCGCCCUUAUUACUGUAGGGCUCAAAAUUGGGGAUGAAAUUAAGGCGUUCGAUCACGGAGGAAAUCUAUUUCCCCGAGGAAAUUUGGAGGAGGAUCCUACUUAAUUUGCCCACCGAAAUACUGGUGAGAUUCAGCUGUGUGUCAAAAAAGUGGCGUGAUUUGAUUCGAGACCCUUCUUUCGGGAAUGCACAUGUCAGCUAUUAUAUCCAGCAAAAGCGCCAUAACAAUGCGGCCUUCCUUUUGGGACGAUUUAGAAGCUGUAGCUUUUUCGAUGAAUACAAGAGAUUCCAUGAACUGUUAUUGACUGCCAAAUCUGAGGAGGGCGACCAAGGUAACUAUGAUACUAUUGGAAACAACUUCAAUUUUCGUUUCUCUGUUUUGUCCCCUGGUCUAGAUUUACCCCCUUAUGAGUUUCAGCAGCCUUACAAAAUAUAUGGAUCAUGCAAUGGAAUCCUUUGCAUCUCAAAAUCAUCAUCCCGUUGCCAUGUUUAUUUGUGUAAUCCAGCCAUUGGGGAAUGCUUGAGACUUCCUGCAUCGUAUUGGGAUAUGGGUGGCUUCUGGGAUAAAAGUGUGCUGGGUUUUGGUUUUGAUGUGCGCACUAACGAUUACAAGGUCAUCAGGCUGGGGCGGGUGGGCAGAAAUGGAUCAAAUCGUGCAUAUGCUGAAAUCUAUAGACUUAACACCAACUGUUGGACUAAGCUUAAGGUUAAAGUGGGUAGUCUCAUGGACAGUCUUGCUCCUGCUGGAGGAGUAUUUUUUAAUGGUUCUUGCUAUUGGUCGGGGAACUGUAAGUAUAUUGGAGCUGCGAUUCUCAAGUUUGACUUCUCCACUGAAAUCUUUAGCCUGGUAUUACCUCCGUAUUCAAAGAGAACAUGGAACUGGAUAAGUGCUACUCCAUCUGUCGUGAGUGAUUCCCUGGCAUUGGUCCUUGAAGGUAGGCUUGGAUUAUGUGAAGUUUGGGUGAUGAUGGUGCAAAAAGAAGAAGAUGGGAAAGAGUCAUCCUCAUGGUCUAAGAAAUGUUCUCUAAGAUUAAGACCUGAAUUACGUUUUCCAGCUAUGUUGACUUGUUGGAACCACGAUUGGUUACUAUUAAGGUCUCGCUGUGGCAGAAAAAUAAGAUGCUGCUUUCUCGAAGAUGGCUCUACUGCACAAAAGGAUUGGGGAUUUGACAUUGGUUACACUGAUGACCUUUGUGCAGUUGCUUUUCAACCAACUCUAGUUUCCCUUAAAGAGAAACUUAAGAGAAUAGGUUUAUUUUAAUAAGUUAUAUUUCUACCAAGAACUAUAAGUCCAUAGGUUAGAUGUUCUAGCUGCUUUUCAUUAUAUAAUUUAUAAGCAUACUGGUAUGCAGUUUUAAUUCCAUUUGAAUGUAACAGUUGAUUCAUUGCCAG